Messenger RNA from Dujonia railenensis, 1770 nucleotides. Lineage: Eukaryota; Fungi; Ascomycota; Pichiomycetes; Serinales; Debaryomycetaceae. The record is from the annotation of a GenBank genome assembly.
AUGAGAAAGUAUUUAAUAGCAGCACUUUUGCUUUCUGUGGCAACUAGCACGGUAAUUGGAGAAAGAGAUGAGAUGGUUGGAAUGGGGAUGGCAAUGGAUGACAUAGAAGAAGACGAAAGUUCGAGUUCCGCACUCAAUUCCUCUACUACUUUGUUACCUGUACCUCACCGGGUUUCUAGCCAUCAUGGUGUUCCCAUAUUGCAAACACAUCUAAAACCCGAAGAGAGAUUGUUCUGGGAGGCAUACAAUACCACUACCUUCUUGACUGAUGAUUAUUCUAGCAAGUUCAAUCUUUACGUCCAUAUUGCAACAAUUCUUCUCACAACUAUAUUUGUGUACCCAUUAUCAAUGGUAGCGAAAAAUGCUGGAAUGCCAAAAUUUCAUAUCCCACUUUUCAUUUCCCACUGCAUCUUAAUGACUAUAUCUUUAGUUGCGUUAUCUAUAUAUGGAACUACAGCCCCAACUGACUUAUAUCCGGGAAAUGCUUAUAGUAAGAUGUCUUGGAUUUUAGCCUUUGCCACAGGCGCGCACUUAAUUUCUGCAGUGAUAUACUUUGGCACUAACUCAUCGCCAUCCUCCCAGUACCAUAAAGUAUAUAGCUCGGAUGAGGAAAGUUCUCCUGUCAAUGGAAGUAGUAGUAAUCAUUCUUCUGGAGAUUGGGAGCAUUCAGAUAGAAUGGAAAUCAGUCGCUUAAUGGAUGAAAAAUUUUCCACUUUUAGAAAUUUCGGUAUCUUUUCCAAGAUUGCACAGAACUCCAUCUCGCAGAAAAUAAUUUCCAAAUUGGAAAUUGCUGCAAAUUACAUCGGAUUAUCUAAUACUAUAAUCUUUAAUUUAUUGCACUGGGGACUGUUUUUCUUUUUCUUGGUGUACAUCCCAACUGGUGUGGCUACUGUGUUUUUAUUGGGGAAGGGGGACACGGUUUUCAAUAUUUUGGCUCAUUUUAUUAAGGGUGGUGUAUUUUUCUCCUUGGGUUUAUUGUCACUUGCAAGAUAUUGUGGAGCGUUCAAAGGAAAGGGAUGGGCAUGGAAUUCCGUAUAUUCAAGAUCUUCUUCUAGAAUCAUUUCAAUGGAAAUGGUUGAAAGUGGACUUAUCUUGUUCUAUGGAUGUACCAAUAUCUUUUUGGAGCAUUUGGCAAAUCCAGGCGGUGAAUGGUCGGCAAAGGAUCUCCAACAUGUAUCCAUUGCGUUUAUUUAUAUUGGUGCUGGGCUCUGUGGUGUCAUCACCGAAUUAAAGUUAUCUGUGUGGAGAGUUCAGCAUGGAAUUGAAAAAUUAGUUAAAGCUCAAAAAGAAGAUACCUCAAUUUCAGAAAUUGAUGCAGCUGAGAUUACCAAUGCAUCACCGGGAUUUUCACCAAAUCCAUUCCCUAUCUUUACCAUUUUCUGGACGGGAAUUUUAAUGUCAAAACACGCUCAGGCAUCCGAAUUGUCUACGGAAAUUCAUUCACAAUGGGGUAAUUUAUUGGUCUACGGGACCGUAUUUAGAUUCAUCACUUAUUUGAUAAUGAUGUUUUUACCAGCAUCGCUUAAAAAUUUAACAAAGCCAACAAAGCCAAUCACUGAAAUCAUUACAAGUUUUGCAUUAUUAUGUGGGGGACUUGUGUUCAUGGAAUCGUGUGAUCCAGUUAUUUUAGCUUUGGAAUAUAGAGGUUUCACUGCAAUGUUCACCCUCAAUUUAUCAUUGGGUUUCAUUGCAUUAUUAAUGGCAUGGGAAAUGACUCUUUUUGCUCUCAAGGAUUGGUUGGAAGAAAGAAAGGAAAAGUUGGCAAGCUAA